Molecule: messenger RNA, 983 nt
Organism: Anopheles merus
Lineage: Eukaryota; Metazoa; Arthropoda; Insecta; Diptera; Culicidae
Gene: twr
Product: signal peptidase complex catalytic subunit SEC11A
Exons: 3
Coding region: 144-698 (184 amino acids)
Cellular component (GO): signal peptidase complex; membrane
Molecular function (GO): serine-type endopeptidase activity
Source: RefSeq, a predicted model, not a curated record
GUUCGGAAACGCCGCAGAACAACCCACAGCAGAGCAAACACAACUUACCAAAACCCGUACGUUGAGCCAAAUUCUAUCGAAUUUGGUGCGGUUUCAGCUUCAGGGCAACGUUGCAAAACAGCAAAAACGAUCUCAGCCAAAGGAUGGGCAUGAUGGACAGCCUCGGCCUCAGCGGGCUCGCUGGUGGCGUGCAGCGGAUGGACAAGCGACAGUUUCUGUUCCAAAUGCUCAGCUUCGGCAUGAUCGUCUCGUCCGCCCUGAUGAUCUGGAAGGGCCUGAUGGUGGUCACUGGCAGCGAGUCGCCGAUUGUUGUGGUGCUGAGCGGUAGCAUGGAACCGGCUUUCCACCGUGGCGAUCUGCUGUUCCUCACAAACCAGGACGAGCCGGUGCGCGUCGGCGAGAUUGUGGUGUUCAAGAUCGAGGGCCGCGAUAUUCCGAUCGUUCACCGGGUGAUUAAGCUGCACGAAAAGAGCAACGGCACGGUGAAAUUCCUCACGAAAGGUGACAACAACUCCGUGGACGACCGGGGCCUGUACGCGCCGGGGCAGCUGUGGCUGACGAAGAAAGACAUCGUCGGACGGGCAAGAGGCUUCCUACCGUACGUGGGGAUGAUCACAAUCUACAUGAACGAGUACCCGAAGCUAAAGUACGGCAUCCUGGGCCUGCUAGCGCUGUACGUGCUUGUGCACAGGGAAUAGAACACCCGAGCGGAGGCUGCAUCAUUCUUCCCUUUUUUCCCUACCAUUUUCGAUACAUCCGGACGGACGGAGGCGGUCGCUGCUGCCGGUCUGUGGAUGCGUUUGAUUCUCUCAGCAGCAGCAUUUGUGUUGUGUUUACUAAUUGUUCCCGCUGCGCAAACGCUCCACCGAGGGGACAUUGUGGAGCACGGCAUGCGGCAGUCAGCGGCAGUAUGGUUUAUCGCACGAAACAGCAGUACGUAAGGUGGAGACGGUGGAAAAUAAAUAAGAACUUAAAACACCUAA